Messenger RNA from Zootoca vivipara (common lizard), 3454 nucleotides. It is a transcript of the gene NGRN, whose product is annotated as neugrin, neurite outgrowth associated. The record is from RefSeq and is a predicted model, not a curated record. Lineage: Eukaryota; Metazoa; Chordata; Lepidosauria; Squamata; Lacertidae. Gene Ontology annotation, cellular component: nucleus.
AUGUACUCCUGGGCGGCUCUGCCUCGCCACAGUCUCUUUCCUCUGAGCUACAAUGGCCGGGUCUGGGCGCUUCGUGGGUCUGCGGCGGGUGGCUGCUCGGCUGGCGGCGAGAGAGGCAGAAGGCAAACUGCCCGAGGAGCAGCCGGAGGUGGAGCAGGAGGUGGAGAGGUUGCUGCAGCGCCAGGAGAAGGCGAUCCGCCUGCGCAAAAUCCAGAGGCUAAUGGAACCGCGCGGCCCCCCCGAGCGCACCCUGACCCGCCAGGCCAUGGAGCAGAUCCGGUACCUGAGGCAGGAGCUGCCGGAGGAAUGGCCCGUCUCCCGCCUGGCGCGGAGCUUCCAGGUGGAACCCGGGGUCAUCCUUCGAGUCCUCCGGAGCAGCUUCUCUCCUCCACCGGAGCGGAGCGCCAAGCAAGACGCCAAGGUCGCCGCCAAUGUGGCCUCCGCCCCCGAAAGCAGCGCCCGCCCCAGGAUCGUCGUGGCCACCGAGGCCUCCGGCCAUCUACUGCCCGCCCCCGGCGCUGCUACUGCGCUCUCCCGGCCAGUCGCCCCCAAGGCGGCACGUGCGGGCCCCUCUGCGCCGAAGAAGAAGCAGCAGCAACAGGAGGAAGAAGAAGACGAGGAGGGGGAAGGUCGGGGUUGGCGGGCCCCGAGCCCUGCGGAGCUGGAGGCGAUGGUGGCUGAGGGCACCUGGGAGUCCCAGCUGAAAGUCGUACAGAAGGGCCGAGAGUUCUUCGACAGCGAUGGGAACUUCCUUUACAGACUCCCCCAAACCCAUCAGGCCUGAGGAUCUGGCAGUACUGGAAGGCAGGCUGGCCUCUUUUUGCAUGUCAGCUAAAAUGGCCACAUCCAGGCCCUAAAAAAGGGGGGGAGCCCCUCCUCACUCGAGUCAAAAGCUGGCCCUUCAGUGGACUUCCUGCUCAGAUUCUGCUCCCAGGCAGCUAGGAGAACUCUGCUUCCUGCAGUACAAGGGACCACAGUUGCCUAGGCUGCUUCUUUGCUGUCUGCUCAGAGUAGAAUCAUCAAGCAUUGAGAGGCAGACACCAGGCUUAUAUAAAGGGUCCUGCUGAGUUUUGCCUUUACAAGGUGCUGUGACGCAGGUGGUUAGAAUUUCCCUUGGACACAUGCAGGUGAGAGACUCAGAAAGAGCCAUGUGGCCCUGCAGGGACUCAGUGGUAGUGACUGCAGCAACAGCAGCAAGGUCUCCCAGGCCUAUGAAAGCAAGUGCAUGAUGAUAAGCCUCCAUGCCUUUCUGAAAGCAUUUUGGAAGGGAUUAGUAGCUUGGGUUUCUUAAAGUUCCUCAGAUGCCUGUUACCCCUUCUUGAGAGGAAUCCCCAGCCACCUACUAUGAAAAGCAGGUUGGGGAAGCUCACUUACUCUUUUAGUGUAGAAGUUGGUAUGUUGUUGUUCGGUUUUUUUUGCAGGCAUCAGAGAAGCGAUUCUUAGCAAACUGCCCAGCUGUCACUCAGCCCCUCCUAACCUGCUGCCCUCCUGGUGUUCAGGACUAUAAUUCCCAUGGCCCCAGCCAGCACAGCUGAUCGAAGCUAUUAGUCCAAAAUAUUUGGAGGGUACCAGGCUGGACUAGCGAGGCCCUGCUUGAAUGUCUGUCUCGUGGCUGAUGCAUGAAAGGGUAGCCCAUAGGCCCAGUGCUUGGAAGUGCCUUGCCUGCCCUCUCCCUCCAAUUUCUUGGAGCUGGGUGAAAGCUGUGCUUUGUCUUGAGGCCUCAUUUGGGUGCCAGAAUUCUCCUGCCCUGCUCCUUGGUGACAGUCUGGCCCUUCGGAUCAUGAAAAGAAUGUUGCCUGGGCAGGAUUGGUGGCAGGACACAGCACAAGGAAUUAAAAGGAUUUUGAUGGAUAAAAUUCUUCUCGGCCUAAUAGGAGGGAUCCAUAUUCUGUGCUCCUACCCAUGUCUGUCAUGUCAAACAAGCCCAAACCAUUUCAUCCUGAACAUGAGGGAAUUCCUGUGUGAGGAGCAUGAAGUGCCUGCUGUCAGAGGGAAAUGACUUUGUGAUCCUCUUAUCAAUGAUUUGGGAUGAUCAAUAAAAGUGCAAGAUCUGUAGGGGAAGAGGAAUGAGGAAGAUGUGAGUGUAUUCUUCCUUUAAAAACCUCAAUUUUCUCUUUUUUUGAUGGUUUACAAAAUGUAAAAGAUUGUGCUACAGGCAGAGGGGUCUCCCGUUUGCUGGCUUGGUGGAAUACUUUUAGGGGCUUCUAAAGUUGAGGUUUCAGAGUUCCCAUUCUAAUCAAUAGGAGGUGAAGCCAAGCUGGGGGGGGGGUGCCCCACUACAUGUCUCUUUGGUGAAUGGGAAGACAUGAUGGUCUUUGCUUCCCUCUGCCCUCAGAGCAGAGAAGAUGAGUGAGGCUGAAAACCCAGGAAAAGAAAGCAAGCAUACUGGGCAAGGCUCACCUUUGUGGAAUUGUGGAAUCCUCUUAGGAGGACUUAAUGGGACUAGAAAAAAUGGGAUACCAAUAUGCUACAUAAAAAGUAUUUACUACUCCUGUGGCAUGGAAGUGGAAGUAGGAAAAUAAAUUUACACUCUCCAUAAGCAAUAAAGAUGUGAGACCCCUAUUUGUAACAGUCUCAGCUCAAAAGUUUUUUUCUGUUAUCCUAGCGUUUCUUACAGCUUUUUCUACCCUCAAAUCCUUAUUUUGUAAUAAAAUGCUUAAAUCUUUCAAGUUAAUACUUCUGUUUCAUUCUACAAACAUGCAGUUAACUGCAUUCUUAUAUAAAGCAGCAAGGAGGGUUCCCCCCCCCUUUAAUUGGGUGGGGGUUGAAGCUUUAUUGCAGUCAGCCUGUGAAAGGGCUCUGCCCUUUUAUUCAUUUCAGUGAACUUGUGCUGCAGAACCUCCAGGUACCCUCAUUGCUUUCAAGAUGGGAAGGCCACCAUGGAGUCAAGAUGGGAAGGCUUUGCAUGCAGUCUCCUGUAUCUCUAAAGGGAAAAGUGGCUGUCUGUUGGAGAUGCUACCUGCUAGAUCAGGGGUCAGCACAGUUUACCUUGCCUGGGCCAGUUCACUCCAGCGGAGAUCCCUCUGUGGGUCGGAUUGCGCGCUCAAAUGAGCUCGCGUCUGCCAUUUCCAGAGUCUGUGCAGACGCGAUUUUCGGCACCGUGGAAGCGAGUCCCCGCACUGUGCCGGUUUAGUGCAGCGUGCAGGGUCUCGCCAAGCGGGCUGCUCGGUUUGGGGGCUGGUUAAGCGACCCCUGUGGGCAUUUUAAAGCCACAUUUAACAAGCCUGAGGCUCUAAGUACAGUAUACCUGAUGGUGAUUGUGUUUAAUGGAAAUUCUGGUUUAAUGUAAGUUGUGUACUUGAAUUGCAAUAGCAACAUGGAGAGUAGGGUGAUUCCCAGGUGCAUAGAGAAACAGAGCUGCUUGAAGAUAGGGGAACAGUUGGGGAUGAUUUUAAUUGCAAAAAUGGCCACGUGCUGCUGCAGUCAAGUUUGCACAACCCCCCUUCAAUCUGCA